ACCAUACGCCACUCACGUCACAACUACUAUAUAGCAAGCAAAUAUACAAGUCAGCCUUGUAAGUAUAACCGAGCUAUAGUAAUCAUUACCACCUGACUGUUUCACAAGUCGUACACAACUGUCCUCCCACCAGCCAUUCGCUCAUUUUUUUUUUACCCCUUUUUUUUUUUACAACACUUUUACAACAUUACACCUGUUUCAUAGAUUAAUACAUUCGCUAAUAGAAUAUGCAAGACAAACACUAUACUAAAGACAUCCCCAAUGCUCCCCCUGACGAUAGACCCAAGGAGGUCCUUGCCGACUUGGAAUACGGUAAGUUGACUUCCCAUGACUACUUGUACGUUUCCAAACAUCCCGUAGGUGAACCGUUGCCCAUGCCGAUCGACGAUGAACCACCAUACAUUAUCUACAUCGCCACAUAUAUAAGUUACUUAAUCCUUAUUAUAAUUGGUCAUAUUCGAGAUUUCUUUGGUAAGAUCUUUAAACCUAAGGAGUACGAAGAUUUGAUUGAAAAGAAUGGAUAUGCUCCUUGGUAUGACGGGUUUGAAAGUUUCUAUGUUCGUCGUUUAAAGACUAGAAUUGAUGAUUGUUUCGCAAGACCUAUCCAUGGUGCUCCUGGUAGAUAUAUCAAGUGUUUUAAUAGGAUUAGAGAGGGGAAAACGGGAUACCUCUACGAUGGUACCUCCAAAGAAUGUCUCAAUUUGUCGUCAUACAAUUACCUUGGAUUCGCACAAUCCUCCGGUGUUUGUACUGAUUAUGCUUUGAAAAUUACUGAAGAAUACGGUACUUCUGGUUGUUCGCCAAGAACUUAUUGUGGAACCACUGAUUUACAUAAACGUUGUGAAAAGAUUAUUGCCGAUUUUGCCGGUAAGGAAGACGCGAUUAUUGUCUCUCAAGGUUACGGAACCAAUGCCAAUUUAUUUGCCUCGUUGGCUGAUUCAAAGACCUUGGUGAUUAGUGAUGAAUUGAAUCAUGCUUCUAUUCGUUUUGGUAUUAGAUUGUCAGGUGCAUUAGUCAAGGUGUUCAAACAUAAUGACAUGAAUGAUUUGGAAAAGUUGCUUCGUAAUCAAAUUUCUCAAGGUCAACCUAAAACCCACAGACCUUGGAAAAAAAUCAUUAUUGCUGUGGAAGGAUUGUAUUCUAUGGAAGGUAACAUGUGUAAUUUACCCAAGCUUGUUGAAUUGAAGGAAAAGUACAAGUGUUAUUUGUUUGUUGAUGAAGCUCAUUCUAUUGGUGCCUUGGGUCCUGAAGGUAGAGGUGUUUGUGAUUAUUUCUCGAUUGACCCUGCCAGAAUAGAUUUAUUAAUGGGAACAUUCACCAAGUCCUUUGGGGCUACCGGUGGGUACAUUGCUGCUGACAAGGCCAUUAUUGAAAAAUUGAGAAUCAACUAUAUUACCCAAUCAUAUUCUGAGGUCGUCCCCCCUCCAGUGUUGGCUCAAAUCAUUUCCUCAUUGAAGAUCAUCAAGGGAGAAUUGAACCCAGGAGAAGGACAAGAAAGAUUACAAAGAAUUGCAUUCAACUCCCGUUAUCUUAGACUUGGAUUAAAGAAAUUAGGAUUUAUUGUUUAUGGAGCUGAUGAUUCUCCAGUUAUCCCUGUGUUAUUGUUCUUACCAGCCAAAAUGCCUGCCGUUUCCAGAAUGCUUUAUGAGAUGGGUAUCGCAGUUGUCAUUGUUAGUUACCCAGCCACUCCAUUAAUCAGUGCCCGUGCCAGAUUAUGUGUCAGUUCCGCCUUGACUAAGGAAGAUUUAGACUAUGUCUUGACUAAAUUUAACGAAAUUGGUGAUUUAAUUUUCUUGAAGUUUAGUAGUGGUAUUGCUGGGGGUAGUAAGGAAAAGGGUGUUCCUCCCAGAUGGUCGAUUGAAGAUGUGUUGGCUACUAAUGUUGAAGAUUGUAAAAAGCCAAAGUUGAUGUAAAAGCUUAAGCACCAUUCUUAAUAAUUAAAACUCUUGUAUAGGUGCGUAUAAUAAAUAUAGAAUCUGACUUUUUUUUUUAUUAUUUUUUUUUUU
Spathaspora passalidarum NRRL Y-27907 is the source of this 2006-nucleotide messenger RNA. It is a transcript of the gene LCB2, whose product is annotated as serine C-palmitoyltransferase. The record is from RefSeq and is a predicted model, not a curated record. Lineage: Eukaryota; Fungi; Ascomycota; Pichiomycetes; Serinales; Debaryomycetaceae. Gene Ontology annotation, biological process: ceramide biosynthetic process; sphingosine biosynthetic process. The transcript has a single exon. Gene Ontology annotation, cellular component: serine palmitoyltransferase complex. Gene Ontology annotation, molecular function: serine C-palmitoyltransferase activity; pyridoxal phosphate binding. The coding region runs from base 228 to 1913 and encodes 561 amino acids.